Molecule: messenger RNA, 1290 nt
Organism: Prorocentrum cordatum
Lineage: Eukaryota; Dinophyceae; Prorocentrales; Prorocentraceae
Source: the annotation of a GenBank genome assembly
UCUCCUUGUCUCUCCUUCUCUCGAUCAGCAAAUCUAUUUACAGACGCCCCGCCGAUCUGCACCGGCAGAUUAAAUUGCGGGUCGAUUAUGGUUUAUCCAGCUGAGGAGGAGCACCAGCCGCGCCGCAGCCACCACCUGGAAGGCAUCCGUCAGCCUACAGGCGAUCCUUUUCCUGUCAGGAGGUGUGCAGAGGGGUGCUUCGCGUCGCCUGCCAUUUGGUCCGCGCGGCACGGAGAGGAGGCCGCGAUGCGGAGCGUGCACGACUUUUUCGUCCCAGCGGCCCGCACGAUAAUUCGGCUGCGCGCAGGCGCACUAGUUUAGCUGCGCAGGCGCAGCAGUCGCCCCCGCCCGGGCAGGCAAGUGCCUCAGAUGAGGAAGAGGAUCUCGUGCCUCUCGGUGUCCCUCGUGGUGCCCACUUUUUGUUCGCCGCGGCCGCGGGGGGCGGGAGGCCCUGGCGCUCCGCGCCGAGGAUCCGAUGACGCCCCACGCGCCGUCCACUGCGAGGGCGCGCGCAGGGCGGGGCGAAGCCUGGCAGGGGGCGGAGGAACAGGCUUGGUCCAGACCUCCGGGUCCCACGCAAUUGGGAAGAUUGGAGCGACCAGAUAAGGCAUUGCGGCGGGCCGCCCGCUCACAGGAGCGUGCCGAGCGCACCUCUGGCCCGGCCACGUUCCACGAGUGGGCCGCCACUGCGGCAGCACCGACGGGCGAGCAGAGCGAGCACGCUGCACGAUACCCACCGCAGUAGUGGAUUGGAGCGAGGGGGUGCUCCGUCUCUGAACUUGCAAGGAGAUGCCAGUCGCCGUCGGCAGCUCUUCGCUCUCCUCCUCUCCCCACGGGGAGCUUCCUCUGCCCCGCUCACGGCUCUCCUGGGCCACCCCUGCGCACUUGGAACCCUUCACUCCCACGUUCGCCGUGCACUGUGCAGUAAUCGCUCAAGUAGCGGCAGCACGCAUGACCUGAAUCAGCCUGCCGAUUUUCAGUCCACUUCAGUUGGGAGUGCGACGAGCGAAUUUUUCUCAGCGCAUCAAAUGUGCCCGCUUGUGUUUUGAUCAGUUUCUCGCCUUCAGUUCAUUAGGGCGACGUUUGAGAUGCUAGUCCCGCUUACAGUAGGCAGUCGCGGGUGCAACUUUCUGAACCACGGUGGUGUCCAGAUGCGGUCUCAUGGGUGAUAGGCUCAGCCGCAUCUCACGGCAUCACCGACCUGCCCAUUGGCGCAACCAAACACUGCCACAGUGUACGUGUUUUCUUGCGCUGGUGUGUUCUUGCUGCUUCAGAGGGUGACAAACAACA